Messenger RNA from Tyto alba (common barn owl), 1158 nucleotides. It is a transcript of the gene TAGLN, whose product is annotated as transgelin. The transcript is spliced from 5 exons. Bases 151 to 753 code for a protein of 200 amino acids. Lineage: Eukaryota; Metazoa; Chordata; Aves; Strigiformes; Tytonidae. Gene Ontology annotation, molecular function: protein binding. The record is from RefSeq and is a predicted model, not a curated record.
GGCUGGCCCGCCGGCUGCGCUGACAUCACUGUCCCGGCGCCGGCCUUUUAGCGCAGGGUCGGCCUCGUCACCGUGCAGUGUGCUGGCCCCCGCGCAGAGCAUCACCCCGCGCCUCCCUCAGCAGCCGCUCGUCUCCCACCCGCCGCAGAGAUGGCGAACAAGGGCCCGGCGUACGGCAUGAGCAGGGACGUGCAGUCCAAGAUCGAGAAGAAGUACGACGACGAGCUGGAGGACCGGCUGGUGGAGUGGAUCGUGGCGCAGUGCGGGGCGGCGGUGGGUCGCCCCGAGCGGGGCCGCCUGGGCUUCCAGGUCUGGCUGAAGAACGGCAUCGUCCUCAGCCGGCUGGUGAACAGCCUGUACCCCGACGGCGCCAAGCCCGUCAAGGUCCCCGACACGCCCCCCACCAUGGUCUUCAAGCAGAUGGAGCAGAUUGCCCAGUUCCUCAAGGCGGCCGAGGACUACGGUGUGGUCAAGACGGACGUGUUCCAGACCGUCGACCUCUUCGAAGCCAAGGACAUGGCGGCGGUGCAGAGAACGCUGAUGGCGCUGGGGAGCCUGGCGGUCACCAAGAACGACGGGAACUACCACGGGGACCCCAACUGGUUCAUGAAGAAAGCGCAGGAGCACAAGCGGGAGUUCACCGAGAGCCAGCUGAAGGAGGGCAAGAACGUCAUCGGCUUACAGAUGGGGAGCAACAAGGGAGCGUCACAGGCGGGGAUGAGCUACGGCCGGCCCCGGCAGAUCAUCAGCUAGGCAGCCCCCUCGCCGCCCCCCGCCCCGGCCGGGACCGCCGUCCUCGCUCCCCCCGGCCCGGCGCGCCGCAGCCGCCCCGCACCGAUUGGUAUUUAUUGGAAAGGAAACGCCAGCCGACGCAAAGCAGCCCGCCGCGCUCGCCCCGGGCAGCCGCUCCCCUCCGGCCUCGCACGCCCCCGCCGCCAGCCGGCCCCGCUCCCGCCGGCACCCGUGGGUGCCCCGCCGCUCCCCCCGGGACGGCGGGCGGGAAGGGCGCGCGCCCCGGCCCCCGGGGCCACCCCCCCUGCCCGCAGCCCCGCACGAGCCCCGCGCCACCGCUGCACAGACCCUUGCGAACGGGGAGGAAAGAGAAUUGGCCUCGGUUUUGUACUUCGUUCUUCUCAAAAUUAAAAGGUUACUCAUCUA